This is a messenger RNA of Histoplasma mississippiense, 1230 nucleotides long. RefSeq lists its product as hypothetical. Gene Ontology annotation, biological process: coenzyme A biosynthetic process. The record is from RefSeq and is a predicted model, not a curated record. Gene Ontology annotation, cellular component: cytoplasm; nucleus. Gene Ontology annotation, molecular function: phosphopantothenate--cysteine ligase activity. Bases 1 to 1230 code for a protein of 409 amino acids. Lineage: Eukaryota; Fungi; Ascomycota; Eurotiomycetes; Onygenales; Ajellomycetaceae. The transcript is spliced from 2 exons.
AUGGCGCUCCCGAGUGCCAAAGUAGAAAACGUCCCACGUACGCUCGCGCCGGAGCCUGAUUAUUUCAAAACCAAUCCUCCGCCUCGGGACCUCGAAGCGCACGCGGCCCAGGUCCAAGAAUUUGUAGAUCUCCAUCUAGCUGCAAGCAGACGGGUGGUCCUCGUCACCUCCGGUGGGACCACCGUGCCCCUUGAAACCCAAACGGUGCGGUUCAUCGACAAUUUCUCCGCAGGCACACGAGGGGCCACAUCAGCCGAAUACUUCCUCCAAGAGGGCUACGCGGUGAUAUUCCUGCAUCGCCAAUUCAGCUUGCUUCCGUACUCGAGACACUAUAGCCACUCGACCAAUUGUUUCCUAGAUUUCAUGGACGAAGCCGCUGCGCCACCCUUGUCAUCUCCAGGCUACGAUGAAAAUAACCCAGACCACGGCGCGAUUGUAGUCCGCCCAGAGUACCAGGAUGAAAUGCGCAAAGUACUCCGCCAGUACCGCUACGCGAAACAGAACCAGCUCCUCCUACUCAUCCCCUUUGUGACAGUGACGGAGUAUCUGUACGAGUUACGCUCACUAGCGACAAUCAUGCGACCACUGGGCGCCAAUGCGCUCUUCUACCUCGCCGCAGCGGUUUCAGACUUCUUCAUCCCCCGCGAUCGCAUGGUCGAGCACAAGAUCCAAUCCUCAAACGAGGUGUCCACGCCCGCUUCCCAACCAGCACAAGGCCACAGCGUCAUCCCCGCCGACCGCAUCUACACAGGCUUCAAUGACGCGCAGCCGCCAACCCAUGGCAAGAAACUGAUCGUCGACCUGGACCCGGUGCCCAAAUUCCUCCACAGCCUUGUGAAUGGCUGGGCGCCACAGGGCAGUAUGGUUGUCAGCUUCAAGCUGGAGACGGAUCCGUCGCUUCUGAUUUCCAAGUCCGAGCAGGCGCUCAAUCGCUACUCGCAUCACCUCGUCAUUGGUAAUUUGCUUUCCACGCGCAAGUGGGAAGUUGUGUUCGUUUCUCGGGGCCCGGAUGGGAAGAUUUUGGAGCAUUGGUUGCGGAUCCCGAAGACUGCGGCCCCACAGAGCGGUUCGAAGAGGCUGAGCUGGAAUACAGUCCAGCCACGACAACAUCAACCUGUGACGGAAGAUGCCAAUGCGGGCGAGAUGUUGGAGAUUGAGAGCUUAAUUGUUCCGGAGCUGAAGAAGAAGCAUUCGGCGAUGAUAGAGACAGUUCUUGCAAAGAAGGAGUAG